AUCCCCAUCACAUCCACACCCUAGGAUACCCUCCUUGCCUCUCUCUCUCUCUCUCUCUUUCUCUCUUCCAUCCUUUUUCCUCACCAGCCCUUCCCCACUACAGUAUACCUUUUCUUUUCUUUUACUCUGUGGAGGAAAAUGCAUGUUUGACCUUGUUCUUUUCCAUCCAAGACUUUAGUGGAUGCUCUCCUCUUUGCUCGCUACUUUUCCCCCCCCUGGUACCUGUGGAGGUUCCCGGCUUCUCCAGUUUUCCCUAACCCGGUUGUCACGUUGAGCGCAGCCCCGCAGAGAGGCAGCAUGCUGGGAUUAGACGUGUGUGAGUUUGGGGGUCAGGUGCUGGAGCUGCUGUGGCUAACUAUGUGCUACAGAGGUUUCAUGCUGGACAAGAAGGAUUUGGCUUUGGAGGAGGAAGAGGACGAGAGAAACCUCAACUACAAUCCUCCAGCCCAGAAGUCUUUGCAGGAGAUUCAGGACCUAGACAAAGAUGACGACAGUCUGGUGAAAUAUAAGCAGACGCUGCUGGGGACGAAGCCAAUGGUGGCAGGUGUCUCUGGUCCAAAUGUCCAGGUGACCAAGCUGACCCUGUUGUGUAAUGAGGCCCCGGGACCGAUUGCCAUCGACCUAACAGGAGACCUGAACAGCCUGAAGGAGAAGACAUUCGCCCUGAAAGAAGGCGUCAAAUACAGGCUAAAAAUUCACUUUAAGGUGAACAGAGAAAUUGUCGCAGGCUUGAAGUACCAUCAUGUGAGCUACAGAAAAGGAAUAAAAGUGGACAGGGUGUCCUACAUGGUGGGGAGCUACUGUCCCCGUGAGGAGGAGCAUGAGUUUGUGUGCCCCGCUGAUGAGACACCUCAAGGCUUGGUGUCACGCGGCCUCUAUCAGAUCAAGUCCUGCUUCACCGACGACGACAAGAACGUCUAUUCGGCCUGGGACUGGAACCUGGAGCUGAAGAAGGACUGGGACGAGUAGAGGUGCCCUCUUUCUUCUUCAUACUCGCCUCCCUCUCUGCGGCUUUGGAAAGACAUCAUGUUCGAUUUGUUGUCGAUCUAAAGCGUCUUUUUCUCUUUGCAUUAAAUCCACGUCCGCAUCUCAUACACUGUGAAAUAGCCGUAGGAUAAGGCUUUUCUGAGAUUCCUCAUUCAUCUCGUCAUCAUAUAAUGUCACGUAGCAGUGGAUGUCAUGCAGCUGCAGGCAAAAACAGAAAUUAAAUGUGAAAAAUAAGACAAAAGAUGCUAUUGUUGCGUUUGUUUACAGCGGCCUGUACAGCAGCGUUUCCCAACCUUUAUUGAGCCGAGGCACAUAUGUCACAUGAGAAAAAUCUCACGGUGGAUACACAAGUUAGUACAUCAAUCAUUUUUUGGACCAAUUAAAUGAAAUUGCAUGGUGCCGUGGCACACUGGUUGGGAAUCACUUUAUUAUACCGCUCAUAAAUCACGAUGUCCAUGUUUACAAAAGCGUAUGUACACAGGAUAGAGCAGCACAAAGUUCAACACAAACGUUGGAUACCUUCCUAAAGAGAAGUAGGGACAUGCACAAUAACUCUGUCUCAACAUUGUGCUGAAAUAUUAGGCAGUUUCAUAACUUAACCGUAGACAUUAGAGGUAAUUAUUCUUAGUAAACAUGUUUAGUGUAGAACAGUACCUACUUGUGCUACCAUUUCAACUAGAAUGUUAUGGGAACAUCUCUACAAAAGAUGAUCUGAUCUGAUCUGACAACGUGCACUAUUUUUCUUCCGCGUUUCCUUUGAAAGCGAGAGUUCUUUCAGGUCUUUGUGAAGCUUUUUCUCGACCGACGGAAGACGCAAAGACAGUGAGUGGGACUGUGUAUAAUAUUGUAGAAAGUAAUGCAUGUUCGUCCUUUAGGGUUUGAUACUAGUCACACAUUGACGAUCAAAAGGAGCCAAUGUAUAACGCGGACGCUAAACGGCAAUACCGGCCACAACAUUAGGUACACGCAGACACUCGAAUGGCAUCCAACACAGGGGGAGUAUCAACGUACAAACAUGACACAUGAGAGGCAUUCAUUCAACGACAUGGUUAGUGCUGUGGUUGUACAAUUGUACAGUAAGAUUGUGUACCUAAUGUUGCUGUGUACAUGAACAAUUUUCAGAUACAGAGCUGAUUUGACUCAAACGGAAUAUUCAUCGAUGUAUUAGACAGCAUAAUGUCAUUCUCGCUGAACAUAAAGAACACUGGCUAAUUCCAAACCGUUGUAAUCUACGCAUAACUGUAAACGUUGGCUUGUUGGGUGUUGCAUGGUUUAGCAGGAGUAUCUCUAGCAUAGUUUUUUUUACGACUUCCUUGUAAAAACGUGGUUGGGGAAAAAAAACAAAAAAACACAGUGGCAUAUCUAGAUGUGGAAGGUUGAGUACAGAUACGGAUUUCAAUUGACCUUAAAAGCAGGGGUGGCUGUAACGACAGCCGUCGUCUGUGUUGUGUAUCAAUCAAACACUGUAAUGUUCAAUAUUGGUGUCACAUCUCCUCGUGUUCUGUAUCUUUUAAUAAAGGAAAUUGAAAGAACCAACAGGGGCC
This is a messenger RNA of Dunckerocampus dactyliophorus (ringed pipefish), 2531 nucleotides long. It is a transcript of the gene arhgdig, whose product is annotated as Rho GDP dissociation inhibitor (GDI) gamma. Gene Ontology annotation, molecular function: protein binding; Rho GDP-dissociation inhibitor activity. Gene Ontology annotation, cellular component: cytosol; membrane; cytoplasm. NCBI's taxonomy places the organism in Eukaryota, Metazoa, Chordata, Actinopteri, Syngnathiformes, Syngnathidae. Bases 298 to 969 code for a protein of 223 amino acids. The transcript has 6 exons. Gene Ontology annotation, biological process: Rho protein signal transduction. The record is from RefSeq and is a predicted model, not a curated record.